CAGGGAAAUGGUUGGCUCUCGUGUGUGGGAGGAGUGGUGGGGUAAAGGGUGGGCAGAAGGCACACUUGGAGGCCGAGCCUGGUCAGGGGAACCCUGAGAAGGGACGAGAUGCAAGUACGAUCCGGACCUGCAUUCCACCCCCAAACCCCCAGUCUCCCUUGUCUCCUCUUCCCCUUACCCCCAGGACAGGAACAGGAGAGGAAUUUUCAACAUGGAGAAACUCUGCAAUGAAAAUCAAGGAAUGCCUGAGUACCAAGGAAAGAUGAAAAACAAAGAACAGCCACUGGAUACGGGAAAGCCGGAAGUAGCUUGCAUUCUGGAAGACAAGGAAAAGUUAGAAAAGAAGGGAAAGACAAAUCACAAGGGAAAGACAGAAGGUGAGGAAAUACUAAAAGAUAAGAAAACACCAGAGAGUGAGGGAAAGCCGAAAGAAGAAGAAAAAGCAGAGAGCCAGGGAAAGGCAGAGAGCCAGGGAAAGCCAAAAGAAGAAGGAAAACCAGAGAGCCAGGGAAAGCCAAAAGAAGAAGGACAGCCAGUCAGCGAACCAAGGGCUGCAGGAAAGCACCCAGUUGGGGAUGAUGUACCCAGGAAAGCCAAAAGAAAAACCAACAAGGGGCUGGCUCAGUGCCUUAAGGAAUAUAAGGAGGCCAUACACGAUAUGCAUUUGAGCAAUGAGGAGAUGAUAAGAGAAUUUGACGAGAUGGCUAGGGUGGAGGAUGAGGUGAAGAAAACCAGACAGAAAUUGGGGGGGUUUAUGUGGAUGCAAAAAAGCUUACAGGACCCCUUCCACCCGAGGGGUCCAAGGGAACUCAGGGGUGGCUGCAGGGCCCCACAAAGGGGCUUUGAAGACAUUCCUUUUGUGUAGUGCCCUGGCCGGUAGGUGCCAGGCCCUGUGCUUUAACCUUAGGCUGAUACUUUACUUUAGGUGUCACUCUUGUUACUAGCAGCCUUUUAAUCCAACUACAGUGCUCUGUCUAUCAGUAGGGGAUUUUCACCCAUGUGCAUUGCAAAGACGUUAUGAUUCUUGGAAAAAUAAAGCAGCUUAUAAUAUCA
Messenger RNA from Ceratotherium simum simum (southern white rhinoceros), 1053 nucleotides. NCBI's taxonomy places the organism in Eukaryota, Metazoa, Chordata, Mammalia, Perissodactyla, Rhinocerotidae. The record is from RefSeq and is a predicted model, not a curated record.